This is a messenger RNA of Diceros bicornis minor, 603 nucleotides long. Its product is annotated as olfactory receptor 6C68-like. Gene Ontology annotation, biological process: G protein-coupled receptor signaling pathway. Bases 1 to 603 code for a protein of 200 amino acids. Gene Ontology annotation, cellular component: membrane. NCBI's taxonomy places the organism in Eukaryota, Metazoa, Chordata, Mammalia, Perissodactyla, Rhinocerotidae. The transcript has a single exon. Gene Ontology annotation, molecular function: olfactory receptor activity. The record is from RefSeq and is a predicted model, not a curated record.
AUGUCCUAUGACCGUUACGUGGCCAUCUGCAAACCCCUGCAUUACACAACCAUCACGUGCAACAGAGUCUGCAUCAAGUUCCUUAUUGGCUGUUACAUGAUUGCUCUGAUCAUCGUCCUCCCACCCUAUAUCAUGGGCUUUGAGCUCGAGUUUUGUGACUCUAAUGUCAUAGAUCCCUUUGGCUGUGAUGCUGCUCCCAUCCUGAAGAUCACCUGCUCAGACACAAAGUUAACAGAGCAAUUUGUCUUGGUCACGGCUGUGUUGACACUCCUGUUCACCUUGGUGUGUGUAAUUAUGUCCUAUACAUACAUCAUCAGGACCAUUCUCAGAUUCCCAUCUGUGCAGCAGAGGAAAAAGACUUUGUCUACAUGUUCUUCCCAUAUAAUUGUGGUUUCUAUGACUUACGGAAGCUGCAUCUUUGUCUAUAUUAAACCAUCUGCAAAAGAAGGGCUCGCUAUGAAUAAGGUGGUGUCAGUGCUUCACCUCAGUUGCCCCUGUAAUGAACUCCUUCAUUUAUAUUCUGAGGAACAAGCAAGUGAUACAAGCUUUCAAAGACAUGAUCAAAAGGGCUGCAUCUACCUUGAAGAACUAAAGGACUGUUGA